This is a messenger RNA of Sabethes cyaneus, 836 nucleotides long. RefSeq names its product eukaryotic translation initiation factor 4E type 2 (gene eIF4EHP). Gene Ontology annotation, biological process: translational initiation. The coding region runs from base 152 to 775 and encodes 207 amino acids. Lineage: Eukaryota; Metazoa; Arthropoda; Insecta; Diptera; Culicidae. Gene Ontology annotation, molecular function: RNA 7-methylguanosine cap binding; translation initiation factor activity. Gene Ontology annotation, cellular component: eukaryotic translation initiation factor 4F complex. The record is from RefSeq and is a predicted model, not a curated record. The transcript has 4 exons.
AGAAAAAUAAGUUGAAGCCAAACCAAUCACAAUUUUUCUGCCGUACGAACUUGGAUUUUAGAUUUCACUCACAAUCCAAUCAACAAUUAAUUUUGAAAACUGUGAUACAUUAUUCGAAGACUUACAUCAGCUAUAAGAGAAAAAUUCAAAAAUGACCAACAAAUAUGAUGCAUUAAAACCAUACGCUAGCGAUAGCGACGAUAGUGGUGAUGAAGGAACCGAUUUCGAUGUCGAUAAAUUAGAAACUUUGGGAGUAGGUCCAGGAGAGCAUAAAUUACAGUAUACGUACUGUCUUUGGUUCGGAAAAAAAGGAUCACAUCGAGCUGCUGAAUAUGGGAAAUCGCUUCAUUUUGUAGGACGAUGUGCAAGCGUAGAGCAAUGGUGGACCUUAUAUUGUCAUCUGAACAAGCCUACGGUUUUAAAACCAUUUCGAAAACUGCAUUUAUUUAAGAACGGUAUAAAACCAAUGUGGGAAGAUCCAGGAAACGUGCGCGGUGGUAAAUGGGUCAUACGACUAAAGAAAAAUAAAACAGAUCGUGCGUGGGAAAACGUUUGCAUGGCGAUGCUAGGUGAACAAUUCUUAGUGGGUCCAGAAAUAUGUGGUGUAGUACUCUCGACCCAAUUUCCUGAAGAUCUGUUAUCAGUAUGGAAUCGAACAGCUACUGAUACUACAAGUACAAAUCGAAUUCGUGAUACGCUGAGAAGAAUUUUGAACCUGCCACCAUCGACACACAUGGAAUAUAAACCACACUGCGACAGUCUGAAAUACCUUUAAAAACACUUUCGGUUUUGUUGAUAAUAAAGGUUAUUAAAGUUCUUAUCAAAUGUUACAUGAU